This is a messenger RNA of Ooceraea biroi (clonal raider ant), 2861 nucleotides long. It is a transcript of the gene Bap60, whose product is annotated as Brahma-associated protein 60. NCBI's taxonomy places the organism in Eukaryota, Metazoa, Arthropoda, Insecta, Hymenoptera, Formicidae. The record is from RefSeq and is a predicted model, not a curated record.
AAUUGAAAACUUUAUUCUAUAUUCGGGACGCGCUUGCAACGAUAAAAGCGCCUUCAGUGUGGCUUUUCAGCCAACCAGAUGAUUUUUAAGCCACCUUUAGAGGCAGUUUCAUCCUAAGCUUGUAAACGCGUUCUGAACAUGGGCCUGUAUUACUGGCUUAUAUUAGUGUGUCGCAUACAUGUGUUAUUGGGCAGCAUUAGAGAGUAUCUCGUUCACGAUCUUUCGUCGGAUAUAAUCGUCCGAAGUAAUGCUGUGGAUAGUGUGAAGUAUACUGUGUUGUGAUCAGGGUUGGGUAGGUAUAAUAUGUGAAGUAUACCUAUGUAAUACCUGUGUUUUAUACGUAUUAUACCCGUUUUAUACGUAUUAUACAUGUAGGAAACUGCUCCAACAUCCUAACGACCCAACCCUGGUUGUGAUUAUCAUUUGAACAAACUUGUAAAUUAGUGCGGUUUUAAACUAAGUCAAUCGCUUUCUCCAAUCUCUCAUAGUUACAGUACGUUUGAAAUAAGUGAUAAACAUUGUUGGAUAUUAUUAGUAACGAGUUUUCAGCUCUUCCGGUUUAUAAAUGUUAUACUUACGUGUUGGGUGUCAAUUAUGAUGAACGCUGCAUUUUAAUUCUGUGAAUCAGUCUUUUUAUGCAUAAGUGUGUAAGAGACAAAAGAAAAGAAAGAGACAAAAUGUGAAUCUUACUGGAAAUAUAUUUAAGUUGCUAAUAAUUUUCUUUAAAGAUUACAAGAGAGAAUGGCACAGAGAUUUCCUGUACCAAAUGCAGGAAGCAAUGGACCACCUCCUCAACGAUAUCCACCGUCAUCGGUACCACCAAAUUUACGGCAGUACUCUGGACCGAAUUUCCCAAUGCAGCAGAGAUCUGGAUUCACUCCGCCGCCACAAAUGGGUAAUGCAGGUCCUGGUCCUGGAGGGAUCAUGAGACCAAACCAACCUUAUACAACUAUGCGUCAAGGUCCAAUGCCUACACCACCAGUUGGGAAAAGAAGCGCAGAUCAGAGAAUUCCUAUGUCACAGCAAAAACCUGAUUUUUCACAUUCCACAUCAAAGAAAAAGAAGAAAUUGGCAGACAAAAUACUACCUCAGAAAGUUCGUGACCUGGUGCCGGAGUCGCAAGCUUACAUGGACUUGCUCGCGUUUGAGCGGAAACUGGACGCGACUAUAAUGCGAAAACGUCUCGAUAUUCAAGAAGCUCUGAAGCGACCGAUGAAACAAAAACGGAAACUGCGCAUUUUCAUAUCAAACACGUUCUACCCAGCUAAAGAGGCGGGCGAAGGGGAAGAGGGUUCCGUAGCAUCCUGGGAGCUCAGAGUCGAAGGACGACUUUUAGAUGACACUAAAAAUGAUCCCAAUAAGGUGAAACGAAAGUUUUCGUCUUUCUUCAAAAGCUUAGUAAUCGAGUUGGACAAAGAUCUGUAUGGACCUGACAAUCAUUUGGUCGAAUGGCAUCGUACAUUGACCACUCAAGAAACUGAUGGAUUCCAAGUUAAACGGCCGGGAGACAAGAAUGUUCGUUGUACCAUUCUUCUUCUCCUUGAUUAUCAACCAUUGCAGUUCAAAUUGGAUCCGAGAUUAGCGCGGUUAUUGGGCGUGCAUACCCAAACGCGGCCUGUCAUUAUAUCUGCGCUGUGGCAAUACAUAAAGACGCACAAGCUCCAAGACAGUCACGAGAGAGAAUUCAUCAACUGCGACAAGUACUUGGACCAGAUAUUUGGCUGUCCGCGAAUGAAAUUCGCCGAAAUACCGCAACGAUUGAAUCCAUUACUGCAUCCGCCAGAUCCUAUCGUGAUAAAUCACGUUAUAAGUGUAGAAGGCACGGAAACUAAGCAGACCGCGUGCUACGACAUCGACGUGGAAGUCGAUGAUACACUGAAGACGCAAAUGAACAACUUCCUCCUGUCAACCGCGAGCCAGCAGGAGAUUCAGAGUCUGGACAACAAGAUUCACGAGACCGUCGAAACGAUUAAUCAGCUGAAGACCAAUCGCGAGUUUUUCCUAAGUUUCGCCAAGGAUCCGCAGCAGUUCAUUAACAAGUGGAUAAUUUCGCAGACGCGGGAUUUGAAGACGAUGACGGACGUCGUCGGCAAUCCGGAGGAGGAGAGGAGGGCGGAAUUUUAUUAUCAGCCGUGGGCGCAAGAGGCCGUGUGCCGUUACUUUUACACGAAAGUGCAGCAGAAGCGAGCGGAGUUGGAGCAGGCAUUGGGCAUCAGGAACUCGUAAAACUAUUGAGCUUACAUUCGAACAUCUUACCGUACAACUAUGUAAAGUACUCGUAAGUGUCCGCCGUUAUAAUUAUCACGACACGCAAUGCUAUCACGUUUCUGGUCUUUUAAAACAUACAUUUGUAAUAUUACAAUUUGUAACAUUAAUGUAUACUACGCGAAUAAAAUUGCAUUUAUCUAUCAUGAAGCGAAUUUUACGUUUGUGAAAACGGAUUACUCUUUUCUAAUUUUGUACCGGUUCUAUCGUAAAUCUCGGUGAAAUUUUUAUUAAAAUAUUGAUGGUAAAUUUUAAAUUGGUGAAAAGUGCAGAACUUUUAGUAUAUUCGGAAUAAUUAUUUUCUCCGUCAUGUCUCUUUGUCAUAGCAUUAACGUAACAAAUUCCGAUGAUUUAUUUUUAUAUAAUUGCAUAAAAUGCAAUCAUAUAUAUAUAUAUAUAUAUAUAAUAAUUAUAUUAAAAGUUCAGUCUUCACGAUAAUUUAUUCCUUAUUGAAAUGCAGUUUCUUCGUAUAAAUAAAGACAAUUACAUAUCAUUUUCCGUACCGUUGUACACAUUUGCUAUAUAUUUCUAAUAGAUGCGUGAAAUCUUUCACUGAAAUAUCUUUCAAUGAAACAUUGACGGACAGCGGCAGCAUU